AAGCUAUAAAACUUUAUAAUAUACUACCAAUUAUACAUUUUCCAGAAAGGCAUCACUUGACAGUAAAUUAAUAGAUCUAUUUAUACAGAUUUCAGAAAUAGAGCUUCUGAGAAUUCCCUUCGCUAUUGAUUUUGUAAUUUGGAAUUAUUUUCCAUGGCUUCAGAAACAAAAGAGCUUCACUUUCUGGUGUUUCCUUUAAUGGGACCAGGCCACAUGAACCCAUUGGUAGACAUAGCAAGAGCGUUGGCUCACCGUGGUGUGAGCAUCUCCAUAUUCACCACACCACAUAACGCAGCUCGUUUUGAAAGAGUUAUUGCUAGGGACAGAGAAAAUGGGUUUAGAAUCAAUCUAAUCCAACUCAAGUUUCCAUACGAAGAAGUUGGAUUACCUCAAGGGUGUGAGAAUUUUGAUUUGCUGCCUUCACUUGGUUUAGCUACAAAACUCUUCUCUGCAGCCUCUAUGCUGCAAAAACCUGCGGAGACUUUGGUCGAAGGGCUUACACCUCAACCGAAUUGCGUGAUAUCAGACACUUGUUUGCCUUGGACAAUCAACAUAGCUCGGAAGCUUAACAUUCCAAGGAUAACUUUCACUGGAGGAAGUGGGUUUUUCUUGUUUUGUUUGCACAAGUUAGUUGCUUCUAAGGUUCUUGAGAAAGUUAGCUCGGACACCGAGUUCUGUGUUGUCCCUGACUUACCUGACCGGAUUGAGGUAAUGAAAGAGCAGCUACAAGGACCAAGAGCUUCGACUAUCACAGAACUUAGUCAACAAAUCGCAGAAGCCGAUAUGAGGUCUUAUGGAAUCAUCAUCAAUAGUUUUGAAGAGUUGGAGCCAGAGUAUGUCAAAGACUACAAGAGAGUAAGAAAAGUUUGGUUUGUUGGCCCUGCUUCUUUAAGCAACAAAGAUGACUUGGAUAAGGUUCAAAGAGGUAAUGACAACUCUUCUGUUGAUAAAUAUCAAUGCCUUAAAUGGCUUGAUUCAUCGAAACCAUGCUCUGUAGUUUAUGUUUGCUUGGGAAGCAUGUGUAAUCUAACACCUCCACAGUUGAUAGAGCUUGGCCUAGGCUUGGAAGCCUCAAACAAACCAUUCAUUUGGGUUAUAAGGGGAUCAGGGAUUAAUCGAUCUGAAGAACUAGAGAAAUGGUUUCAGGAAUAUGAAUUCGAAGAAAGGAUUAAGGGACGAGGUGUGGUUAUCCGGGGUUGGGCUCCACAAGUACUAAUCUUAUCACACCCAGCAGUUGGAGCCUUCUUAACUCAUUGUGGAUGGAAUUCAACUCUUGAAGGGAUAUGCGCAGGGGUUCCCAUGGUUACAUGGCCACUGUUUGCAGACCAGUUUCUCAAUGAGAAAUUGGUCGCACAAGUUUUGAACAUAGCUGUAACACUGGGGUCGGAAAUUCCAUUGGUAUGGGGAGAAGAAGAUCAAGUUGGGGUAAUGGUGAAGAGUGACACAAUUAAGAAUGCUAUAGAGAAAGUGCUUGAUGAAGGAGAGGAAAGCAAGGAGAGAAGGGAAAGAGUUAGAAAGCUUGGGGAGAUGGCAAAGAGAGCUGUUGAUGAAGGUGGGUCUUCACACUGCAGUAUGACAUUGCUUUUAGAAGAUAUUGCCCAAUUGGGAGGCAGUACUGAGCAGAAAGAGUAGGAAAAGAAAAAGAAUGUACUAUUUCUUUUUUAUUUGGAAAAAUCAUUUGUAAUAAUGCUCAUCGUUUAUUCAAAAGUUCAAUUUUAAUUGCACAA
Molecule: messenger RNA, 1727 nt
Organism: Humulus lupulus (European hop)
Lineage: Eukaryota; Viridiplantae; Streptophyta; Magnoliopsida; Rosales; Cannabaceae
Product: UDP-glycosyltransferase 73C11-like
Exons: 1
Coding region: 154-1632 (492 amino acids)
Molecular function (GO): UDP-glycosyltransferase activity
Source: RefSeq, a predicted model, not a curated record